This is a messenger RNA of Symbiodinium sp. CCMP2456, 1980 nucleotides long. Lineage: Eukaryota; Dinophyceae; Suessiales; Symbiodiniaceae. The record is from the annotation of a GenBank genome assembly.
AUGGCGGCAGACCGACCCAGCGUGGAGCUCAACAACAUGGCCGAGGGCGAGGGCGAGGUGGAGCGCCAAGUCAGCGACGAAGCCCUCUGCUGGAUCUGCAGAGACCCGGACAGGGCCGAGCCCUUGGUGGCACCGUGCCGCUGCCGUGGGAGCAUGCGCGGAGUGCAUGCGAGCUGCAUCGAGUCCUGGGUUGCUGCGAGACAAGAGCAGAGGAUGCGCUCGGAGAUGCAGGGUGGUAACAGUGCUCAGCCCAGAAUCUGCUGCGAUCUGUGUGGCGAGCCUUACCAGGCAGAGCACCAGCCAGCCAAUCUUUGCGAAUGUCUGCGGGCCCACUGCCGCAGCUGUGUAGAAGAGAUGCGAGACUCCAGGCUGAGUGCCCGGCAGGUGCUGCUUGCGAUAUUCAUCAGCACCUGGCUGCUUUUCGUUCUUUUGGCCAGUGCCGCGUUAGUAGCCGGCUUUCUAAUGCAGGCAUGCCGAAAGAGUUCCUGCUGGAUGGCAAGUACUGCGCUGGCACUCUGCCUGUUGACCUUGCUGCUCGAGAUGGUGGUCGUCUUGGUAUCCUUCCCCUACUCGGGGACUCCUCCCAGCUGCACGGUUCUACGGCCUUUCCACAUUUCGGCGACCGACCCCGACACGAAGGCCGUCGUGUUCCUCCUGUGGCUUCAUUUGUGGAUGGCACCUCUCACCUCCGCGCUCUGUGGCUGCCUUCUGCGCGCGGCCUCCGUUGGUCCCAGCGCAGCGCCUGUCGCCUGGUGGCUUCUGGGGAUUUUGGUGCUGCCACCACUGAUGCCUCACUUGAAGCAUUCCUGCAUUGCCUUGCGUGGCUUCUCCUGGCAGCAGAUGGCUAGCAGUUGUGCCACCUUCGUGCAGGAGCUGCGACGCAUGGGCAGGGCUUGCUGUUCCAGCAGAAGUCUCGAGCGCACCUGCAGCUUCCUGCGGCUGGUUUCGAGCCCCUCUUUGCCGUGGCUGCACGUUUGGCUGGCCUUCCCUUUCGGCAUCGCCUGGUUCUUCUCGGCGCCGGCCAGGCUGCGCUACUGGGUACUGGGCCUGAGCGGUGGCAUUGGAUGCGCUGCCUCUGCCUUUGCCUUGCUGCAGCUCUGCUUAAAGGGCCCUCAGCACGACGACUAUCUCUGUCCCUACGAGGCCUCAGUUCGAAUGCAUGCGGGCUGGUUCCUUUCCCUUGUCAUGCUGCUCUAUGCUGCUUUCAGUGUUUUCGCAGAAUGGCAUUUCCUACCGCACCCAAAGCGAGACCCGGUGAGAGCCAACGUUGCUGUCUUCGUGGUCUGGUGCGUGUGGAUGUCACUGGUGACAAGCUUGGCCCUGUAUGUGGGCCAACUGCUUCAUGCUGUUGGGGUACAGCCAUACUUGGCGCAGACAGCAUGGUCGCGUGCGGAUCGCUGGAGAAGCUCUGGUACUGUUGGGUCGGCAGACGACUUUGGCUUGUGCAGGCCGUGUGGUCGUGAGGAACUUUGUCGAGAGGCGUUCUGGGCUGACAACUCUCGCGGUCUGGGGCCCCUGGUACCUGCCUCUGCAUCGGGCUGGAACUCUGCGCUGCUCAAGGGCGCCUGCGAAGGAGAUCCCGUCCUCGUGAGAGAGGCGCUCGAUGCCGGGGCGGCAACCGAGAUAAGGGCGGUGUCAAGCAGCGCCGUAAAGCGCGGCAUUGCGGAAAAUUGCCUGGGUCUGACGGCCUUGAUGCAUGCUGCAAAAGGAGGCCACCUGACUUGCGUCAUGGCAUUGCUAGAUUCGCGUGCCGCGCUGGAUGCUGAAGACGAGGACGGUGCAACUCCACUUCACUACGCUGCCAUAUCCGGCGACCUCGAUGUCUUCAAGGCCCUGAUCCUGGCCGGUGCGGAUGCGUCACUGAAAGACGCAGAACAGAGAACCGCUCUGGAUUAUCUCCCGCAGCACAUAAAGAAGGACCCUGACCUUUUGAAAAGUUGGAGGGCUGUUCUUCGAAACGAGCUCCCUUACGGCGUCUGA